This is a messenger RNA of Amphimedon queenslandica, 706 nucleotides long. RefSeq lists its product as uncharacterized. The record is from RefSeq and is a predicted model, not a curated record. The transcript has 5 exons. Bases 41 to 508 code for a protein of 155 amino acids. NCBI's taxonomy places the organism in Eukaryota, Metazoa, Porifera, Demospongiae, Haplosclerida, Niphatidae.
GCUGACUCGGUCACCGCUUCGAAGAAGAAAUUCAUGACUGAUGGCUCACCACAAAUUUUUUGGUGAAUUUUCUUGUGAAUGUGGGCAAUCUUGGAAAAGUGAGAACACUUAUCCAGAUGAGAAACAGAUAUGUUUUACAUGCAAGACUUGGAUUUACCCUAAACAUCUGCGACCAUUAAGAAAGACACCCUAUCAAGGCCGCUACCGGGCAUAUGGCUGGUUUAAUUGCAGUAAUUGUGGUAAAGAAUGGAGUAGCCACAAUUCAUGGGCCAACAUGGGACAAGUGUGUUAUUCUUGUGACAUCAUGAUAUAUCCCUACAGACAAGUGAAGCUGAAGCGUGGGAAGGGAAAUCCAAAUACCCCUCACUCUGAAAAGUACUGUGAAAUGUGUCGGCAUUUAAAAUACAAUUGCAAAGAUUAUAAUCCUGAUACUGAUACUGAUACUGAUACUGAUCCUGAUAGUGAUGACCAUGCAAGUGAUUACAAUGAUGAUGAUCGUUAUUAUUAAGAAAAAUAAUGAUGCUUUUAUGGUCACAAUUUAUUGUCUCAAUGAACUGCCACAGAUUUUUGCUACGCUGAAAUUUAUUUUUGUGAAUACAUGUAAUGCAACUGCAAUUCAUAUGCAUGGAUUGAAUUUUUAAAUAAUUUUUAUUUUGUACAACUUUUCUGUUAAUAGUGGCUGUGAAUUUGCUUAUUCCAAAUGUUA